ACUCCGCCCCGCCCCUCCCGUCUUGCCGCUUCUUUGAGCGGAAGUUGGAUCAUUGAAGCGCCAAAAAAGAAUUUAGUGGAACACUUGAUUUUCGCUUGAGGCACGAUUGCGGCGCUGUACGCUUCAGACACCUUCUGGAAGCUGCGGUGGGGGAACUGAGUUUCCCGAGCCGUUGAGAAAGAUGGGAUUCAGCACCGCGCGGGGACCACUGGAAAGCUGCGGCUGAAGAGAACCGCAGACUUGGCAGGAGCCGCCUGAGGAGCUCAGAUCUCGGAGACUCUUAGUCCGGUGGUGCUUCUCUGCGGGACAAGGGGAGGGAGAAUCCGGCGGGACAGAUCUGCGUGUAUCCUGGAGCCGGCCCAGUUGCGAACUAGGAGAGGUUUGGGACCUCUGUCCCAGGCAAGAGAGAUGAAUGGAGAGUAUAGAGGCAGAGGAUUUGGACGAGGAAGAUUUCAAAGCUGGAAAAGAGGAAGAGGUGGCGGGAACUUCUCAGGAAAAUGGAGAGGAAGAGGACACAGACCUGAUCUGAGUAAAACCACAGGAAAACAUACUUCUGAACAAACCCCGCAGUCUUUGCUUUCAACAAAGACCCCACAGUCAAUGCAGUCAACAUUGGAUCGGCUCAUACCAUAUAAAGGCUGGAAGCUUUAUUUCUCUGAAGUUUACAGCGAUAGCUCUCCUUUGAUUGAGAAGAUUCAAGCAUUUGAAAAAUUUUUCACAAGGCAUAUUUAUUUGUAUGAUAAGGAUGAAAUAGAAAGAAAGGGAAGUAUUUUGGUGGAUUUUAAAGAACUGAUAGAAGAUGAUGAAGUAACUAACUUGAUACCAGAUACAGCAAAUGAACUAAGAGAUGCACCUGAGAAAACCUUGGCUUGCAUGGGUUUGGCAAUACAUCAGGUAUUAACUAAGGACCUUGAAAGGCAUGCAGCUGAGUUACAAGCCCAGGAAGGAUUGUCUAGUGAUGGAGAAACAAUGGUAAAUGUGCCACAUAUUCAUGCAAGGGUGUACAACUAUGAGCCUUUGACACAGCUCAAGAAUGUCCGAGCAAAUUACUAUGGAAAAUACAUUGCUUUAAGAGGGACGGUGGUUCGUGUCAGUAAUAUAAAGCCUCUUUGCACCAAGAUGGCUUUUCUUUGUGCUGCAUGUGGAGAAGUUCAGAGUUUUCCUCUUCCAGAUGGAAAAUACAGUCUUCCCACAAAGUGUCCUGUGCCUGCAUGUCGAGGCAGGUCAUUUACUGCUCUCCGCAGCUCUCCUCUCACAGUUACAAUGGACUGGCAGUCAAUCAAAAUUCAGGAGUUGAUGUCUGAUGAUCAGAGAGAAGCAGGUCGGAUUCCACGAACAAUAGAAUGUGAGCUUGUUCACGAUCUUGUGGAUAGCUGUGUCCCCGGAGACACAGUGACUGUUACUGGAAUUGUCAAAGUCUCAAAUGCGGAAGAAGGUUCUCGAAAUAAGAAUGACAAGUGUAUGUUCCUUUUGUACAUUGAAGCAAAUUCUAUUAGUAAUAGCAAAGGACAGAAAACAAAAAGUUCUGAGGAUGGGUGUAAGCAUGGAAUGUUGAUGGAGUUCUCACUUAAAGACCUUUAUGCCAUCCAAGAGAUUCAAGCUGAAGAAAACCUGUUCAAACUCAUUGUCAACUCACUUUGCCCUGUCAUUUUUGGUCAUGAACUUGUUAAAGCAGGUUUGGCAUUAGCACUCUUUGGAGGAAGCCAGAAAUAUGCAGAUGACAAAAACAGAAUUCCAAUUCGAGGAGACCCACACAUCCUUGUUGUUGGAGAUCCAGGCCUAGGAAAAAGUCAGAUGCUACAGGCAGCAUGCAAUGUUGCUCCACGUGGCGUGUAUGUUUGUGGUAACACCACCACCACCUCUGGUCUGACGGUAACUCUUUCAAAAGAUAGUUCCUCUGGAGAUUUUGCUUUGGAAGCUGGUGCCCUGGUACUUGGUGAUCAAGGUAUUUGUGGAAUCGAUGAAUUUGAUAAGAUGGGGAAUCAACAUCAAGCCUUGUUGGAAGCCAUGGAGCAGCAAAGUAUUAGUCUGGCUAAGGCUGGUGUGGUUUGUAGCCUUCCUGCAAGAACUUCCAUUAUUGCUGCUGCAAAUCCAGUUGGAGGACAUUACAAUAAAGCCAAAACAGUUUCUGAGAAUUUAAAAAUGGGGAGUGCACUACUAUCCAGAUUUGAUUUGGUCUUUAUCCUGUUAGAUACUCCAAAUGAGCAUCAUGAUCACUUACUCUCUGAACAUGUGAUUGCAAUAAGAGCUGGAAAGCAGAGAACCAUUAGCAGUGUCACAGUAGCUCGUAUGAAUAGUCAAGAUUCAAAUACUUCAGUACUUGAAGUAGUUUCUGAGAAACCAUUAUCAGAAAGACUAAAGGUGGUUCCUGGAGAAACAAUAGAUCCCAUUCCCCACCAGCUAUUGAGAAAGUACAUUGGCUAUGCCCGACAGUAUGUGUACCCAAGGCUAUCCAAAGAAGCUGCUCAAGUUCUUCAAGAUUUUUACCUUGAGCUCCGGAAACAGAGCCAGAGGUUAAAUAGCUCACCAAUCACUACCAGGCAGCUGGAAUCUUUGAUUCGUCUGACAGAGGCACGAGCAAGGUUGGAAUUGAGAGAGGAAGCAACCAAAGAAGAUGCUGAGGAUAUAGUGGAAAUUAUGAAAUAUAGCAUGCUAGGAACUUACUCUGAUGAAUUUGGGAACCUAGAUUUUGAGCGAUCCCAGCAUGGUUCUGGAAUGAGCAACAGGUCAACAGCAAAAAGAUUUAUUUCUGCUCUCAACAACAUUGCUGAAAGAACUUAUAAUAAUAUAUUUCAAUUUCAUCAACUUCGGCAGAUUGCCAAAGAACUAAACAUUCAGGUUGCUGAUUUUGAAAACUUUAUUGGAUCACUAAAUGACCAGGGUUACCUCUUGAAAAAAGGCCCAAAAGUUUACCAGCUUCAAACUAUGUAAAAGGACUUCACCAAGUUAGGGCCUCCCGGGUUUAUUAGCAGAUUAAAGCCAUCUCAGUGAAAAUAUGUGUGCACGCACAGACACACACACACACACACUCAAAUACUGUUCUCUGAAAAAUGAUGUCCCAAAAGUAUUAUAAGAAAAAAGCAUUAAAUAUAACAAACUAAUUUAAGAACUGAUAAAGUCUCCAGAUGCAGUAGCUCACACUGUAAUCACGGCAAUUCAGGAGGCUGAGGUGAGAGGAUUGAGACCAGGGUUCGAGACCAACCUUGGGCAAUAUAGCAAGACCCCAUUUCUU
Messenger RNA from Rhinopithecus roxellana (golden snub-nosed monkey), 3232 nucleotides. It is a transcript of the gene MCM8, whose product is annotated as minichromosome maintenance 8 homologous recombination repair factor. The record is from RefSeq and is a predicted model, not a curated record. Gene Ontology annotation, molecular function: ATP hydrolysis activity; single-stranded DNA binding; ATP binding. The coding region runs from base 409 to 2931 and encodes 840 amino acids. Gene Ontology annotation, biological process: double-strand break repair via homologous recombination. Gene Ontology annotation, cellular component: nucleus; MCM complex. The transcript is spliced from 19 exons. Lineage: Eukaryota; Metazoa; Chordata; Mammalia; Primates; Cercopithecidae.